Molecule: messenger RNA, 2085 nt
Organism: Cajanus cajan (pigeon pea)
Lineage: Eukaryota; Viridiplantae; Streptophyta; Magnoliopsida; Fabales; Fabaceae
Source: RefSeq, a predicted model, not a curated record
UGCAGCGUUGGGAGAAAGGUCGUGUGAAGACAAAAGCCUGGAAGUGGAAGCAAAUAAGCAAAUUCAAUGUACCAUGUUUUCCUUCUCUCCACUCUCCAAUGCUCUUGGCUUCGGAUUAUUCCACUUAUUAUUCUCUCUUUGUUUUUACUAGUCAACGCAGUUAUAAAUGUUGGAAAGUUGUACAAGUCUUUUCCGGUUUUCCCUUGAGCCAAAGAAAAAUCUCUCUCUCUCUCUCUCUCUCUUGAUUGAGAGUUUUGGAGAGACGACUCUGAAGAAUAAACCAUCUUUACCACUUUCUCUGCUGAUAGUGUUAGAGAUGUUUGGUUGUGAUUGUUUUUGGUGGAACAGUGUUCCUCAAUCCUACCCUUCUCAGCCAGAGCCCUUCUCUCUGCCUGCUCCUCUUCCACAAUGGCCACAAGGUGGUGGUUUUGCUAGUGGAAGAAUAAGCCUUGGAAGACUAGAAGUUUUAAAAAUAACCAAGUUUGAGAGAGUUUGGAGCUGCACAAGUUCGCAUGCUAAAUCACAGGGUUUCACAUUUUACAAACCUUCGGAGAUUCCGGAUGGGUUUUUUUGCCUAGGUCACUAUUGCCAGUCCAAUGCUCAGCCAUUGAGAGGACAUGUUCUUGUGGCUAGUGAAAUUUUUCCUGAACCUGAAUCUCCAGCUCUUAAAAAACCAAUUAACUACUCCUUAAUAUGGAGUGCUGAUUCACCACAUGAUGGAUGUGGUUAUUUUUGGUUGCCAAACCCUCCUGUGGGGUACAAAGCCAUGGGCAUAGUAGUCUCUAGCAAACCAGAUGAGCCUGAAGUUGAAGAAAUUAGAUGUGUGCGAGCAGAUUUGACAGAAACAUGUGAGACUUGUGAUCUAUUACUAUCUAUGAACUCAAAGUUUUCCAAAAUUUCAUCCAAGGUUUGGAACACACGGCCUUGUGAAAGAGGUAUGUGGGGUAAAGGUGUCUCGGUUGGAACAUUCUUCUGCAGCACCUAUUCUGACUCUAAUCAAGUGGCAGAUAUUGCUUGCUUGAAGAAUCUUGACUCCACCUUACAUGCCAUGCCAAACAUAAACCAAAUUCAUGCACUCAUUAACCAUUAUGGCCCCACUGUGUUCUUCCACCCUGAUGAGACAUACUUACCAUCAUCAGUGCAAUGGUUUUUUAAAAACGGAGCACUAGUAUAUUCAAAAGGCAGUGAGAAGGGUAAAGCAAUAGAUUACCAAGGGUCAAACUUACCUAGUGGAGGAACAAAUGAUGGUGCUUAUUGGAUAGAUUUGCCUACUGAUGAUGAUGAUAGAAACAAUGUAAAAAAGGGGAACAUAGAGAGUGCAGAACUGUAUGUACAUGUGAAACCAGCUUUGGGAGGAACAUUUACUGAUAUUGCCAUGUGGGUUUUUUGUCCCUUCAACGGACCUGCCAUACUUAAAGUGGGGCUGGUGAACUUUGAGAUGAACAAGAUAGGAGAACAUGUUGGUGACUGGGAGCACUUCACUCUUCGUGUAAGCAACUUCACAGGAGAAUUAUGGUCAGUGUUCUUUUCUCAGCAUAGUGGAGGAGAAUGGGUUGAUGCAUGCGAUCUUGAGUUUGUUGAGGGAAACAAAGCAAUUGUCUAUUCAUCAAGGCAUGGCCAUGCAAGUUUUCCUCACCCGGGGACUUACCUUCAGGGAGCAUCAAAAAUUGGAAUAGGAGUGAGGAAUGAAGCAGGUAGAAGUGAACUUAGUGUGGAUUCAAGCACCAGAUACAAGGUUGUUGGUGCGGAGUAUCUUGGUAUUGAAGAACCAUGUUGGUUGCAGUAUAUGAGAGAGUGGGGUCCUAGCAUUGUGUAUGACUCGCGUUCUGAAAUAGAUAAGUUGAUUGACAUGCUUCCGGUGUUUAUUAGAUUUUCUGUGGUGAAUUUGUUUGAGUUGUUUCCCACGGAGCUUUAUGGUGAGGAGGGGCCAACGGGUCCAAAGGGAAAGGCCAAUUGGGUAGGAGAUGAAAAGUGUUACUAAUACUUCUCUGUUACUCUGCUACAUGCUAUGCUAAUUCUCUGCUACCACCAUGUUCUUAAGAAUCAUAUUUUACACGAAAUAUAAUUGGUGUUUUUCUUUUUUCA